This is a messenger RNA of Rhizophagus irregularis DAOM 181602=DAOM 197198, 444 nucleotides long. RefSeq lists its product as uncharacterized. The record is from RefSeq and is a predicted model, not a curated record. NCBI's taxonomy places the organism in Eukaryota, Fungi, Glomeromycota, Glomeromycetes, Glomerales, Glomeraceae.
AUGGAGGUGCGACUGUAUAAAAGUAUUAGUUAUACUAUAGUUGAUGGUAAUAAUCAAUCCAAUAUAAGGCUUCGUGUUGGUGAUGUUAUAAAUAUUUUAGAAGAUAUAUCAGAUGAUAGAGAAACUGAACUUAAAACAAUAACUUCUUAUGCACAAAUUCGGGCAAUUUUUCUCCACACAAAAGAUCAGUUACAAAUUCCUUUUUUAUUGUUAAACUGGUUUAUUUCACUGGGUAUUAAUGAUUCAAAAUUAGGUUGUCCCCGAUAUAGACUUCAGCAAUUAUCAGAUCAAACUUGGCGUCGAAUUUAUGCAAUUAAAUGGAUAGAUCACCAACCUAAUAACCAUUUUAUACAUCAGUGUCGAAAAACAGGUUGUGAAAAUGGAAAUCAUGAUAAAACCAAUGUAUAUUAUUUGCAUAAUAUCUUUUAUUAUACUGCUAUAUAA